Molecule: messenger RNA, 441 nt
Organism: Strongylus vulgaris
Lineage: Eukaryota; Metazoa; Nematoda; Chromadorea; Rhabditida; Strongylidae
Source: the annotation of a GenBank genome assembly
AUGGUGCACGAUCGUGAAACGGAUAAGUUCAAAGGCUUUGCAUAUGUAGAAUUCAACUCUGCUGACGAAUUGCGUAAAGUCUUGGAAAUCAAUGGAGUGGAUUAUGGAGGAAGGCCAUUGAAGAUUGAUGUAGCCAGUCAACGACCAGGUGAUCGUGGAGGGCGUGGGCGUGAUCGUGGCGAACGCGGUGGUCGCGGUGGAAGUGGAUGGAAUUCGGUUGAUCAUAAUCGUAACCGCGGAGGCUUCCGUGGCAAUUAUGGCGGACGUCAACGACGUCGUAAUUCUGAGCGAAAUCACGAAGAGGAAGAAUUUGUGGAACAUCCCGACCGCCCGCAUCUUGUAUUAAAACCGCGCACAACGGAUCCAGCCGAACUUGAAGCGAAACGCCAACGAGAGGCCGAGGAAGAAGCAGCUCGUCGCGCCAAGCUGUUUAUCGCUUAG